CAGAAGAAGAACUCACCUGGAGCUGGACUGUCCUCCGCAGGAUUCUGCAGUGGUUGCAGUGUCGUUGAGACCAACACAUCAUUAUGAAGAGUCUGAAGGCAAAGUUUAAAAAGACAGAGAGUCAGGACUGGAGUAAGAGCGAUGAGAGGCUCCUGCAGGCCGUGGAGCAGAACGAGCCCGACAAAGUUUCAGCUCUCAUCGUCAAAAAAGGCCUUUGUCCCACCAAACUGGACGCAGAGGGCAAGUCGGCGUUCCACCUGUGUGCGUCCCGAGGCCGGCUGGACUGUCUGGAGGUCGUCAUCUCCCACGGAGCGGACGUCAACGCGGCGGAUGGCGCCGGCCUCAGCGCUCUUCACCUGGCGGCCAGAAACGGCCAUUCGGAGUGCUUGAAAAGACUCCUCCAGGAGAGAAUGGCAGUAGACUGCACCGACUCCAUUGGGAGGACACCGCUUCAUCAUGCAGCGGUCUGUGGCUGCUUGUCCUGCUGCGAGACCCUGUGGGACUUUAAAGCCACUCUGGAUAUCCAGGACGGGGAGGGGGCCACCCCCGUGAUCCUGGCGGCCCAGAUGAGCAGAGUGGAGCUGUGCGUCUUCCUGUUGGGUCGAGGUGCAGAUGCAAACAUGCAAGACAACCAGGGAAGGUCUGCCUUGAUGCUGGCGUGCGAGAGCGACGGCGUGGAGACCGUAGAGGCUCUGCUCCGAGGCGGCGCCGACCCGCAGCUGCUCGACGCCCUCGGACACAAAGCCGCCGACUACAGCGUGGCAACGGGCAACCGGCGCAUCGCGCAAAUGUUGCGGGACGGUGCACCUCCAGCUGCUGAGGGCGGAGGCGAAGAGCCCCCCCAAGUCCCCUCAAGCGCCUCAUCUAUGCAAGGGGGCACAACACCGCGCAAACGGAAAGCUCCUCCGCCGCCACGCUCUCCUCUGCAGAUCCAGGGUUUGCUGCCCUCUCCAAAGCCGCGGAGCCCCGCUUCACCUGCCAGGUCCCCCGAGCCUCCAUCUCCAUCUCCAUCUCCUCAGCCUAGACAAACACAGCAUUCAGCCCAGGCCGAGGAUGAGGAGGUGUUCGAGGAGAUCCGCCGCCUGCGCCUGGAGAGAGGACGACUGCUCCAGAAGAUCAAAGCCUUCGAGCUGCAGCAGCAGAGCGCCCUCUCUGCCCUGGAGGAGUUGUCCCAACUAAAGCAGCGUCUAAAUGAGACGGAGGCGGAGAGAGACAAGCUGCUCGAUGAGCUGAAGGGAGGCCACGGCCUCGGGGCCAGUGACUCUGAGGACCUGGAUGAAAUGUUUGACUUCCCAGAGAAGCUGCUCUCCAAGCGCUCCAGAGCCCUCCCCGCUCAGGAUGAGGCCACUUCUGAAGGAGACGCCGAGGCGGCCAACCCCUCCCCUGUCCCCGGGGACGCGGGGACUGUUGCCGAGCUGCGUAAACAAAUAGAGGAACUUGCCUCACAGAACUCUGAACUAGCUCUCAAAGUGCAGAUGCUGGAGAUGUUCGAGAAGGACGACACCGAUAUGCAGAGCUCCAGCUCGGACUUUGUCCCCAUUGUCCAGUAUGAGACCCUGAGGAAGGAGUUCGAAGCCCUUCAGGAGCUCCUCUCUCAGGUCCAGGCUUCAGACGAGGCCUCCAACGCGGCGGAGGACCGUAUCGAUGGGAAGUCUGCCGAAGGAGGUGCCGACGCAGAGAGUGCGGAGGCCCUCCGGGAGAAGCUGCGAGGCCUAGAGGAGCAGUUGGCCUCCUCCCAGUCCGAGCUGGAGCAGCUGAAGGAGCAGAUGCGCCUGGGGGUGCUCUCCGUGGAGUGUGGCGACGGGGACCCCCCCUCGGCAGCAGGUGCCGGGGCCGGGGCUGCGGGGGGGGCCCCGAACCAGGAGGCACGGCAGCUGAGCGCGAGGGUGGCCGAGCUAGAGGAGGAGCUCGCCAAGAGGCAGGCCGAAGCAGGCGGGCGGAGCGACACCAUCAGACAGCUGACAGAGAAAGUGGAGGAACUCCGCGGCGCUCUGUCCAAGAGGGAAGGGCAAGGGGUGAAGGACGGCGAGGUUGAAAACACACUGCGGGGCCUCCGUGACAGAGUGGCCGAGUUGGAGGCAGCCCUGGCAGCAGGGGGUGCAUCAGGGAAGGAUGGAGGAGCAGCAGCAGCAGGAGGAGAUGGAGAUCAGGUCCACCGUCUCCAGGAGCGUGUGGCAGAGCUUGAGGGCGAGCUGAGGAGGCGCGUGCCCCGCUCCGAGCUGGAGGAGGUGCAGGUGACCCUGGGGCUUCAGUGCGAGCAGCUGGCCAGAGAGAGGGCGGACGUGGCUAGAAGGCUCAACAAUGCGCUCCUGGACCUGGAGAGACUCAGGCCUCCUCCACGCGCCGCAGAUGAGGAGGAGGAGGAGGAGGAGGAGGAGGAGGAGGAUCACUCGGAGAGCUCAGAGCCCUCGGGCAUGUCAGAGCACCCCAGACGGACCAUGGCAGCAGUGAGGGAAGAGCUGGAGGUGGCGAGGCAGGAGGCCGCCCAGGCCCUGGACUGUCUGUGCGCCGAGCGGGAGGGCCGGGCACGGGACGCCCUGCACCUGAAAGACGCCGUGCCGCUCUCUAAACACGAGGAGGCGCUGUCCGCGGUAUCAGAGCAGCUCGCCGAGGCUCUCCGAGAGCUCCGGGAGGAGAAGAGCCUUCGCAGUCGGGCUGAGGAGCAGGCGGCCGGACUGGAGGCCAAACUUCAGGCCUCGCAGGACGACGUGACCAGAGAGGAGCAUGAGAAAGUCAAGGCGGCGCUGCAGCUCUCCCUGCAGGCCAGCGAGAGCAGCGCAGCAGCAGCCAGGGAGGCCCUUCUCGAGAAGGACAUGGAGCUGAGGGAGCUGAAGUCCCAGAAGGCCUCGGAACAGGGUCUGAUCUCCAAGGAGGACCACGAGGCCCAGCGGCUCGCUCUGCAGGCUGAGAUCAACGCCGCCGCCGCCCGCUUCAACGACCUCACUCGCAAACACGAGAAGACCUGCACGGAGGUGUUCCAGGUGCAGAGGGACGCCCUGUUUAACAAGAGCGAGCGGCAGGCCGCCGAGUCCCAGCUGGCCGCGGCUCAGCGGCAGCUGGCCGAGCUGCAGGCCCAAUCCAGCCACGUCCAGGAGCUCCACAAGGGCAUCCAGGAAUCCCAGGGCCUGGUCAAAGAGAAGGACCGCAGGAUAACGGAGCUGUCCAAGGAGAUGUUUCGGCUGAAGGAGGCCCUGGGCGCUUUGUCGCCUCCUCUAGGCAUCACCACCUCCUCCGCGUCCACCCAUCACAGUAAUCCUGGGCAGCAAGUGGCCCUGCAGAACAGGAUCUCCAUACUCACGCAGCAGCUCCAGGAUUGGGAGAGAAAGCACAAACAGGUGGUGACUGUUUACCGUACGCAUUUACUGGCAGCUGUACAGGGCCGGAUGGACAAAGAGGUGCAGGGUCUACUACUCCAAAUCCUGAGGAUGUCACAGCAGGGGCGGUGAACCUCGUAACGUGUGUGCAAAGCUCUCUCCACCUCCAGUCCCUUGGCGGGUCAGCAUGUAACAGCUGCAGCUCAGCGCCCUGUGGGACCAGCGUCACGUGGACCUUAUCCAGGAGGCCAAAUGCAACCGAUCUGUGUUUGGACAAAGCCGCAUGUGCACAAUACAGCAACCUAAGCGACAGCCGGCAGGCAAACGGUGAGAAAUAAGAGUAAGAAAUAAGAGUGCCUACGUGGUUGCAUAAGUUUCUAUUACAGCAGCCAUACAAGUGUGUUAGAAGAAAGUGAAUGUGAACAGAGAGUGUAGAAUGUAGGAGAUGGGUG
Pungitius pungitius (ninespine stickleback) is the source of this 3766-nucleotide messenger RNA. It is a transcript of the gene ankrd24, whose product is annotated as ankyrin repeat domain 24. The coding region runs from base 84 to 3446 and encodes 1120 amino acids. NCBI's taxonomy places the organism in Eukaryota, Metazoa, Chordata, Actinopteri, Perciformes, Gasterosteidae. The transcript is spliced from 23 exons. The record is from RefSeq and is a predicted model, not a curated record. Gene Ontology annotation, molecular function: protein binding.